AUGGUUGGUCAGAGAGCUGCUGAGACAGAAGGGCCCGAAGAUACUCGGUCACUCUGGGACUACGAGGCUGGAAUCCUGAGACGACAACACCACAGCGCUGAGUCAACUCGCAGACUCUGCAGCCCCAAGCACUCAGACUUCAUGAACUGCCUGAAACACACGGCAAAGCAGGAAACUGCAAGACGCAGAAAGCAGGUGGCGUUCACUCUGCCGGCCACCAUGAAGGAGUUGUGUCACGGCAUCCCCAUCGUCAACAUCCACUCCACCCGUGAUGGCACCAUCGUAUCAGUGCGAGAGGACGGGGUGGUUUGCUGCUGGAGCCCUGAACCCAAACCACUCAAGACCAAACACAUCUUUAGUGAAGGACCUGCAAACAGGAAGUCAAAGUGGGCGAGUGAUUUUACUCUGAUGACAGAGUUCAACAAGCUGAUGAUCGGAACAGGGGACAGAGAGAUCCAACUCUAUGAGCUUUCCACUCUGGAGCCUUAUUGCCAGAUCAAUGCACUAGACACAGUGCCUUUGACAUUAGACUAUGGCUACACUGGCCCUGAUACAUGUUGUAUCCUGUAUGGAGACACAGACGGAUGUGUGACUAUCAUUUUAAUAUCCUCUGUUGGAGAUACCCUCAGAUUAUGGAAUAAAUUACCAAAGAUUGAAAAUAUGCCCAACAUAGCGAUCGACAAUGCAGUGCUAUCUCCCAAUGUGACAUUUGUCAGAUGGAAGGUUCAUCACGACUGGGUGACACAGGCAACAUAUUUUCAAAGUUUUCAAGCUGUUGUCUCCUCAUCGAAUGAAGAAUCUUCUUCCCUCGUUAUAGACGCUGAGCAGCAUUUGAGUGAGAUCAGAGAGGCCUGCUAUGAAGGUAAAACCAAGAAGGUCCAACUGAGCUGGAUUCCACAGCUCCGGGCAUCAUGUGACCAGACAGUGUUCACCAUCUACAAAGGUGUCAAGACCUUUGACCUGUGUCAGAAGCACAGCUUGCUGGUCACUGGAGGCAUGGACAGACUCGUACGCAUGUGGAACCCACAUUUUUCUGGGAAACCAACCGGUAUUUUGAAAGGCCACUCUGCUCCCAUCGUCCACCUCUACAUCUUGUCAGAGGACAGUCAGAUCUUCUCAGUCUCCAGAGACAACACAGUGAAAAUCUGGGAUAUUCAAGAUCAAUAUUGCCUGUUUACAGCAGACCCCAAAGCCAGUGGGAUUCAAGGCGACAUGUCUGCAUGCUCGUACUCCUCUGCUACGAAAUGCUUUUACAUUGCGGCGGACUGUAUGGCUGUGCUCUCUCUGAAGAUAAGGCCACGUCUUCACAGCCGUCGGACUGUUUCUCAUGAUGAGACCGUAAUGUGCUGCGGCUACAGCGAGGAGUUCCGUCAAGUUGUCAGCUGCACUGAGCGAUCUGUGGUGAAAGUCUGGGAUUUUGACACUGGGCGUCAGGUCUUUGAGUUUGGUGGCACCAAUGAUCUGUCUGCCACUACAUGCUUGGACUUUGACCCCAAAGGGAGGAGACUCAUCACAGGGGGAAGAGAUGGUUGUUUAAAGAUCUGGAACUUCAACAAUGGGCAGUGCCUAAAGACACUAAAGAAGGAGGGUGAAUGUCAGGAGGUGUGCGACUGCAUCUUUCUGCAAGUCCACAGGAAUUUCUAUGUGAUGUCUGUCGGCCGGGACCGGAAGAUAGACAUUUACCCAGAUAUACCCGAGGACCUUCAUCAUGUCCAGAGGCCACAGCCUUCGUGGCAAGAUGAUCUGAAAAAUGGCCAUAAGGAGGACAUCCUGUGUGUGGCACAGUGUCCCCCAUCUCUCGUAGCCACCAGCAGCUAUGAUGGAGAGAUUAUAGUGUGGAACGUGGUUUCUGGACGUAUACAGUGUCGGUUUGUCAGCCCCUUUCUAGCGGAAAACCAGAAUGUUGAAGGGCUGGAUACAAGUGUUCCAAGCAUCAUUUUCCUGAAGAACUCCAAGUUACAGCACCUUUUCUCGGCUACAGCACUGCUGUCUUCUGGAGCCAUGGGUUGUGUAAAUCUCUGGAACGUACUCAGUGGAGGAACAUUUGUGGGCAGCUUCAAAGCUUCUAGAUUACAACAAAAGAUUACAAAACUGGCUAAAACGGACAAGGCACGUUGCUGUACGCUGCUGACCCGAAUUGGUUACAUCUACGUUUACAACAUAGAGAAGUUUGCCCCUGAGCAAAAGUCACCUAGAGGUCAGCUGCAUUUUUAUCGUGCCCACACCAGCAGAAUUACUGGUCUGCAGGUUGUUGACAAUGAUCAAGUGGUGCUUACCUCAUCCAUUGACUACACAGUGCGCCUUUGGAGUGCACAUGGAGAAUUCAUAGGGACCUUUGGGCAGUCUGAGAGCUGGGGCGUCAACAUCUCUUCUUCUUGGAAACAUCCUGCGGUCCCCUAUGAGGUCCUGAUUGACCCUCUGAGUAUGCCUGAUCAUGAAAUUCUGAAUGCAAACACACGUCUUUCUGAUGCCAUCCAUCCUGACAAGACUGGGGCUCAUAGAGGCGAAACACAGUCAGAGACACACAGUAAGAUGAGACUUCCCUCAACAUCCAUCAGUGACGCAGACAUUGAGGGAGAUAAAAAGCACAUUUUACCCAGAGGAACAUAAGACUGGGCUGUGUCAUGAAACUGUCCGGCAUUCUAACAAGCUAUCGAACCACUGCUCUCUGAAAGGCUUCGGUGCUGCGGAGCCACCAAC
This is a messenger RNA of Cyclopterus lumpus (lumpfish), 2700 nucleotides long. RefSeq names its product WD40 repeat domain 95 (gene wdr95). The coding region runs from base 1 to 2610 and encodes 869 amino acids. The transcript is spliced from 27 exons. Gene Ontology annotation, molecular function: protein binding. The record is from RefSeq and is a predicted model, not a curated record. NCBI's taxonomy places the organism in Eukaryota, Metazoa, Chordata, Actinopteri, Perciformes, Cyclopteridae.